Trichomonas vaginalis G3 is the source of this 726-nucleotide messenger RNA. Its product is annotated as transcription-initiator DNA-binding domain ibd family. The record is from RefSeq and is a predicted model, not a curated record. Lineage: Eukaryota; Parabasalia; Trichomonadida; Trichomonadidae. The transcript has a single exon. The coding region runs from base 1 to 726 and encodes 241 amino acids.
AUGGAAACUGAACAAGGUGAAAGUACCCCAAUGUUUUUGAACCUUCUUUCUACUGAAAAUCAAAAAGCGUACAAAGACUUGCAGAGCAUUCUUGCAGCAAAAGAUCAUCGCUACAAUCGUAACAAGCGCAUCGUAACCUUUCAAGACAUGCUUUCUCAGAUCAAAGAAUUUUGCGUCAGAGGUGAUUCUAAUGACUGGAAGCGCUACUUAGUCUGCGGUAUUUGUUGGAUUAAUAAUGAUAUCGCAAUUAACACAAGACAGCUUCGUAUCUUACUCGGAAAAAGCAAAUCUACAAUCAAUGGAGCUUUUUCAAAGAUGGGAUAUGAGACUCUUCCAUUCAAAAACAACGAUAAUCACUUAGAAGAGAUUAUUCCUUUCCUGAAAGGUAACUUUUCGGAAGCACGCCAGUGGACAGUUAGACGCAACAUUAGCAACGCUGUAUCAGACACAGAAAAGAUAGAAGAAGUGAAGUCACCAGAACCUAUUAAAUACGCUAAAACACCAGAGCCUAUUGUUGAAUACCAAGCCCAGGAACAAGAUUUCAACACAUUCGAUGAUUUUAAUGCUACAGAAUUCUCUUACGACCAGAUUAUCGAACCAGCAUUCGAUUUUAAGACAGAUUUUAAUUUCGAUGCUUACGAAACAUCUGCUCUUAAGUUUGAAGAAGAAUACCCAUUCCCACCACAACCAACAACAACAAAUGUUUUCGCUUUCAAAUACUUUUAA